CUGAACUCAGGACCUUUGGAAGAGCAGGCAAUGCUCUUAGCCACUGAGCCAUCUCUCCAGCCCCAAUAUAAAUACAUCUUUAAAAAAAAAAAUGAUAGCAACCAGGCCCACCCCUGCUGGGUGCCCCACCCCCACCCUAUGAUUACAUAACAAUUGCUCCCUAUAGGUCAUGAGAACUGAGGAUGGGUUCUAUGAUGCGCUGGGAAUGGGCUUUUGGAGGAACCGCCUCAGAGUCCCCGGGUGGACUUAAGCCUCUUUAACACCAAUGAGCUCCCCCUCCCAUACCCCUAAUCCAUCCCCAACCCAAUCCCCGUCCCAGUCCCGGUCUAACCACGCCCACGCUGAUAAUUUAACCAAUCAGCAGCCCCCCCCUAGCUCUGGAGGCUCAGCCCCUUCCCCUUCCCCCACCCGGGGGACUUCCUCCCGCCCAACCUCCCAUAACCCCACCCCAGCUCCUUCUCAGCCAUCCUCCCGGGCUUCCUCCCAGUCACCUAGUCCUCAUGUCCAGCAUGUGUCCCGAGGGUCUACUCAAGCCCCUACCCCUCCAGCCUCCAAAUCUCCCUCCCAGACUGGAUUGAAAGCUCUCUCUCGAAACCCUUCCCUGACGCCCGCGGUGCCCGUGAACAGGUCCCCUUCCCACAGCCCUGCGGCCUCGGCCUCCUACAUCGGGCCCAUCCGCAACAUCCCUUCCUACAUUGCCCCCUAUGUGCCUCGCUUCAUGAAAGAGACACCCUAUUUCCAGCCCCCUACAGCACCUCUUCCGCAAAAUCGGUGCUUUCCCUGUCCCUUUCCGUGCCAGGCCCAGGAAUCCAGUAGGCCGCAGCCACCACCACCACCUGACUCUCUCUACCUCCCCCUCCUCCCCCCACCCCCUCACCUCCCCCAGGUGAACUGCACCUACCCUACACCUCCGGCCCUGUUCACACCCCCAUCCUCCCUCUCCUACACUCCACCAACCGAGGUCCUGCUGAAGGGGAAACCACACGUGGUACCUUCGGUGCUACCGGCCACCUUCUACACCCCCUUCUCCCGCUUCUACUCCCAGCCCCGGCCCUACCGCUACCACCGGCGGUUAACCCUCCCCUCACUCUCCCUUCAAUACGAUGGUUCUGGACGCUCUGUCCACUUCUAUCGUGGGACCUAGGCCUC
Molecule: messenger RNA, 1149 nt
Organism: Chionomys nivalis (European snow vole)
Lineage: Eukaryota; Metazoa; Chordata; Mammalia; Rodentia; Cricetidae
Exons: 1
Coding region: 266-1144 (292 amino acids)
Source: RefSeq, a predicted model, not a curated record